Messenger RNA from Centrocercus urophasianus (Greater sage-grouse), 3881 nucleotides. RefSeq names its product inhibitor of growth family member 5 (gene ING5). Gene Ontology annotation, cellular component: nucleus. Gene Ontology annotation, biological process: positive regulation of apoptotic signaling pathway; positive regulation of DNA-templated transcription. The transcript has 8 exons. Lineage: Eukaryota; Metazoa; Chordata; Aves; Galliformes; Phasianidae. The record is from RefSeq and is a predicted model, not a curated record. The coding region runs from base 50 to 775 and encodes 241 amino acids. Gene Ontology annotation, molecular function: chromatin binding.
UCCUGCGGGCCGGGCGGGCGGCUGUCGGCGGCGGGGCGCGGGCCGCAAGAUGGCGACCGCCAUGUACCUGGAGCACUACCUGGACAGCAUCGAGAACCUGCCGUGCGAGCUGCAGCGGAACUUCCAGCUGAUGCGGGAGCUGGACCAGAGGACGGAAGAUAAGAAAGCCGAAAUUGACCGCCUGGCCGCAGAGUACAUCGAGUCGGUGAAGAACAUGUCAGCCGAGCAGCGAGUGGAGCACCUGAGGAGGAUCCAGAGCGCCUACAGUAAAUGCAAGGAGUACAGCGACGACAAAGUGCAGCUGGCCAUGCAGACCUACGAGAUGGUGGAUAAGCACAUCCGCCGGCUGGAUGCGGACUUGGCGCGGUUUGAAGCGGAUCUGAAGGAUAAACUGGAGGGCAGUGACUUCGAAAGCUCUGGAUCACGAAACCCGAAAAAGGGAAAAAGUCAGAAAGACAAAAGAAGCUCUCGUGGUCGAGGUAAGCGGACGUCUGAAGAGGACACACCAAAGAAAAAGAAGCUGAAAGGAGGCUCCGAGUUUGCUGACACCAUCCUGUCAGUGCAUCCCUCAGAUGUCCUGGACAUGCCUGUGGACCCCAACGAGCCCACCUACUGCUUGUGUCACCAGGUGUCCUACGGGGAGAUGAUUGGCUGCGACAACCCAGAUUGCCCCAUUGAGUGGUUCCACUUCGCUUGUGUGGACCUCACCACCAAACCAAAAGGGAAAUGGUUUUGUCCGCGCUGUGUUCAGGAAAAAAAGAAAAGUAAGAAGUAAAGGGGAAAUACCUCCUCUGAGGCAAGAAGAGUUUUAAUAUAUUCCUUCCUUCAUGUUGCAAUAUCAUCUUUGAUUUCGAUUGUGAUCUUAAAACCUGCCCUCCUCCGUUUCUGAUAUGCUAUUUAAUUGUCCAGUUGUAAUUCCUGUUCUUUUGUGAAAAGUGACUUUGGGAAGGGAGGAAUGUGCCACAGGGAUUUUAUUUAUGUUACUCUCGCACAGCACUGAGAUCAGUGUUACUCUGAAGUGCUAGGACAGCCCAUAGCUGUAGUCUGCUUGUUUUUAGGAGUCUCUUAAACCCUGUGAGGCACUGCAGGAAAUUGAGAUACCCACCUCUUCAGUAUGAUGCAUACCAUCGCUGAAGACAUUCAGACUCAGAGCUUAGCAUGACAGAAAAAGCAAUUCUCUCUCAUGCAGCCUACAGGAAAGGAUUAACUCCAUUGUUUUGGUGUGAUGCCCAUUUGUUGUGCAGUUUUGUAGUACAGAGAGGAUCAAGAAAGCUUAUUGGCUUUUUACAGUGUCUGUUUUCCUCAAAGCCAAAUGCUGUGCUUACUUUUGGCAGGGUGAGUAUGGGAGAGAGAAGACCAUGUCUUCUCAUUUGGGGAAUUUCUUCUGUCUAACUCUGCACUGCCUUUCUGUUACUUGGUUUUGCUCACAUCCACGUUACAGCCUCAACAGAAGCAAACUUUAUGGCUUUUAACCUCCUUCUGUAAAAGGCUUGUGUCUUCUGGAACAAAACCUCUAAAUAUCAAAGGAGUUGUCCUGCAGUGUUACAGUAGUACUGAGAAAACAAGUUACCUUUCCUGUCCGUUUUUGUUGCUUUUAAGCAUGUUACUGUGAAAUUGAAACCUAAAGUAUUGUGACAGGGGGUCCGAUUUAUUCAUACAGAAAGAUGAAGGCCUGAUUUUCUGUUAUAUCUCAAGCUUUAAGGGGAGAUUCUAUGAGGACAAUGUGUACGUGGCAGUGAUGAUGCAGCAAAGCUGGAGGGUGGCCGUGUGGUAGUGUGGUGGGAGUUUGGUUUUUGGGUAGCUUUUGCUAUGAAAAAGUGCCAUUAGAGAAGGCAGUGCAGCAGGAAUGUCUUUAAAUUACUGCAUGUCUUUUUCGAGGAGGCAAGUUUGUCAGCUCUUGACCUCUUGAAGCUGCCUUUCAGAUCUCGAAUGUGAAUGCUUGCUGUCAUCACAGUGUCAGUUGCUGCAGCAAAAGGAUGAGAAGGAAAUCAUGAGUAGGAAAACAAAACUCUGUGUUCUGUUAGUUGUUUUUUUUUUCUCCUUCCUCUGAGUUAACAGUGGAUGCAGAAGUGGAGGGAAGAACAGAUAACUGUUGUCUUUAGGUAUCUCCUGUCUUAUGGGGCUUAACUGCCUACAACAGAGACAUUGUGGGUAAAGGUUGUUCUGCCAGGGGAGGGAGAAAACAAAGCAAAAAGCCCUGCAGCAGGAUGGAGCAGGGUCUGUGAGCCUGUGAUGGCUGUUAAUGGCAUCUGCAUAUUGCUCUGCAUACCAGCUCUUGAUACAGGCUGUUGGAAAGGCUUCCAGAUAAGCCCUUUCUUCUGCUUUAAAAACAACCUGAAUAAACAGUACAGAAGGGAAGAAAACCAAAACAAAACAAAUCUAAUCUGACUUUGGCACCAGCUUCCAAAAGAAAAAAGUUUUUUCUUGUCUUGCCCUGACCCUCUCAUUUGUGUUUUGCCAUGAAGGAAAGUAGAACUCAGCUCAUGCCAGUUUAGCCUUCCUGUUUUGCUCUGGGUUUGUAGCUGCUUGCAGGUAUGUUAGGAUUGUCGCAGAGAAACCUUUUGGUACUGAGACAGGUUUUCUGUGAACCUUCUGAUGUAUCUGCUGUGCAGAGAGCCUGUCUGCAAGGUCCUGUUGUUGGAAGUGUGGCAUUGUACAUCUUUGCUGCGUUGCAUCACUCCACGUUUUAUAUGAAGUUUCUGUAGUUGAUGUUUACAGGAAGAUGCAUGUUUGUCAUUGCUGCCGUUGUAAAAGCAUCCCGAAACUACACAGACAGGUUAGAAACAGAACGCUGGUGGGAAGGGAGAGGAAAAGCACAAUCUCACAAAGCUGGGCUUAGAAAUACAGCCGGCCUUCUCCUCCUCUCUGCCUCUGUUUUGGGAGUAAAUAUAAUUGCGAUACCUCAUGAGCCAGCCUGUGAUUCAGUACCAGCAGUAAGCCUGUACCUCACUGACCUGCUACACUGGAUUCCUCGUAAGGGUGGCUGACCUGAAGGCUAUGAUGCUGUCCCAAGUUCUGUUUUCUCCUUCUGUCCAAUGCUAUUGUAAACUUUUUUCCCUUGUCUCCCAAGGCUGUAACAGUCAUGGUAUCACUGUAAAUCAAGCGUUGGAUUUGAAACAAAUCCAAAAGUAGAUUGUGCCUCUUGGGAGAUCUUGCGGGUAUGGAAACGCACAGCUGUGCAGGUCAGUGCCAAGCUGACUGCUCUACACUCGGGAAAGAUGAUCAGGUGGGACAGCAAAGUGUACUUUAUUAGUACGUGCUUUCUUGGGCUUGGACAAGCAGAUGCUUUCUAUUUCAACCAGCAAAGCAAAAAAAAAAAAAUCAAACAACGUUCUAGAAGUUGGCAUCAAUCCUCAAAGGGAAGGAAGCUUCUUCAGCAGGACCCAGGAUCAGCACGUGGUGCAGACCUGGCUGCUCCGUACGGCGUGACACCACCAAUGUGUCCUCAGAACCCACACCAGCAAUAAGCCCAGCCUGCCCCUGGGCUGGGGGACCCACAGCCUUCACUUCUGGUCGCAAAAGAGUUAAAAUCUUUCUCCUGAAUUUUGAAUGUACAGUGUUAAAUACGCCCUUAUGGAGAAGGAUGGACAGACUGUGGUGCGGAGAGGAAUGUUCCACUGACAGUUGUCAAUGCACCAAAGUGUUCAGCUUUACUACAGCUCAGCCAAACUGGAGGUGAAACGAUGUUAACCCAACAGCUCUAUUUUUUAAAGGAAUUAGAUCUAUGUUCCCUUUGUAAAUGGAAGAGAAUAUAAAUCUUUUUAUGAAAAAAAAAAAAAGAAGAAUGUAAAGUUAAAAAAAAAUAAAUGUAUAUCUGUAUUUUUGGAUCACGUUAUGGAUAAUGAAUAUAUUGAUAUAAAUAAAAUAUUUUUGGGAACCGA